AUAAAACAAGGGGGGGGGGGGUAACCUUGCCAUCAAGCUGGACAUGUCUAAGGCAUUUGAUAGAAUUUCUUGGAAUUUCCUUAUCACUGUCCUGGACAAAUUUGGUUUCAAUAACACCUUCCAAACCCUCAUCCAGAACCUUCUCCACAGCUCUCACUUCACCAUCCUGAUCAAUGGCCAUCACACCAAAGCUUUCAAACCUAAAAGAGGAUUGAAGCAAGGAGACCCUCUCUCCCCCCUCCUCUUCAUCCUUGCCUCUGAAGCCUUCAGCAGAACUAUCAAAAAGGAAACUGCAUCUGGAUCCCUCUCUCCAUACUACCUUGGCAUGCAUUAUACCCCUAUUACCCACCUAGCCUUUGCAGAUGACCUUAUCCUCUUCACUAAGGGUGAUUCCCCUACAGUCACUAGAAUCAAAAUGUUACUUUCUGACUAUGAAGACUGCUCUGGUCAACAAAUCAAUCGGGGAAAAUGCUCUUUCUACAUCCCUAAGAAGACCCCCCUUGCUACCCAAAGUAGAAUUCAAACCAUAUUGGGAAUGAACAAAGGUAGCCUACCCUUCAAAUACUUGGGCAUCCAAAUCCAUCAUGGAAUCAACAGAAAACCCUACUGCCAUGACAUCCUCAACUUGUUUGACUCUAAACUUAAAGGAUGGUACCAUAAGCUGCUUAGUCAGAGUGGGAGGUUAACCCUCAUCAAGCAUGUCCUAAACACCAUGCCUACACACGAGGAGUCCAGCCCUAUGCAAUGAAUACUUCUAUAAAAAUACAUGGGCUAACAAUACAUGG
Molecule: messenger RNA, 785 nt
Organism: Cuscuta campestris
Lineage: Eukaryota; Viridiplantae; Streptophyta; Magnoliopsida; Solanales; Convolvulaceae
Source: the annotation of a GenBank genome assembly